CACCCACCACUGCCUCCUUGUUCUCUUUGUGCAACCUUUCUGUGUAAUGGCAUCGUUUGAUAUCCCGGAGAAGACUGUGCCCAGUGAUUCUGCCGCUGUGGCCCCCGAGGCGAGCGCGACGAAUGGUCUGGCUGCUGCGCCUGAGGAGUCACAGAGCGAGGCUGCAGUUGCGCCAGCUCAAGUGCGAGAGAAGCACACGCGGGUACAAGUGAUUCAGCAUCCCGCAGACGCGGAAGGCUCCAGCGGCGAAGAGGACGACAAGGGGCCCGAUGAGCCUGAGAUAGAAGACUCUCAGAUACUGGAGGCUUUGCCAGAUGAGACGGAGGAUAUCGAGCUCAUACACUCGCGUCUGAGCUCAAACACUAUCAGCAAGCUGGGUCUGCAGCGAUUCGGUGGUCACUUGAAGCGGCUAUGCCUCCGCCAGAACUUCAUAACACACGUCGAUCAAGAAGUGUUUGGUGCGCUCACGAAACUCGAGGAUCUGGACUUCUACGACAACAAGAUCAAGCAUGUCGGACCUGCACUGAACAACAUGACGGGCCUAGUAACGCUUGACCUAUCCUUCAAUAUGCUCAAGCACAUUCCGGAGGAAUUCGAGUCACAUCUGAAGGCCUUGAAGACAAUCUUCUUCGUCCAGAACAAGAUAUCCCGUAUUUCGAACUUGUCAGGCCUGAGCGCCACCCUGCGGAGCCUGGAGCUAGGUGGAAACCGAAUCCGGAAAAUCGAGGGACUCGAUGCGCUUGCGAACCUCGAGGAAUUGUGGUUGGGAAAGAACAAAAUCACGCAGCUGGAGGGACUCGAGGAGCUGAAGAAGCUGAAGAUUCUGUCUAUCCAAUCUAACCGCAUAACGAAACUUGAGGGCUUGGAUGGCCUAGAGAACCUGGAAGAGCUGUACAUCAGUCACAACGGCAUCCUCAAGCUGGAAGGGCUCGACAAGAACCCCAAACUGCGCACGCUGGAUGCCGGCAACAACUUCAUUGAGACGCUGGAGAAUAUCUCACACUUGACGACCCUCGAAGAGCUAUGGAUCAACGACAACAGGAUCGACAACUUGAAGGAUGUCGAGCCGCAACUCAAGCACAUCACUACCUUGGAAACGAUCUACCUUGAAGGUAACCCUGUACAGUCUGCGGAGGGCGCCCACUACCGGAGGAAGGUCAUUCUGGCACUGCCGCAGAUUACGCAGCUAGACGCGACGUAUGUGAAGCGGCCGUAGAUUGCGCUGUGCCCAACUGCAUAUGCAGCGAGCGGCGAGCGAGUGCUCGCUCACGCCCGCCUCAUCAUCCCGCCCUGUUCCUUGUACCACAUACCCCCACAACCCCAUGUACCAUCAGAUCUCGCGGCCGCGCCGAUCGAAUGCCCACACCGAUCGCGCGCCAGCCAAUCUUGGGGCAUGAUGCCCGCAGCGCGGAACGAUCGCGCGGGCCCACGAAUCAUGAUGCACGAUCGCCGGUCGGCCCUCGGGGAGCAGCGCAGAGAUUCGAUGCGCCCCGAGGCGAGGGCCGGGGGCGCAACUGCUUAAUGCUGCGCCGGCGCGCGCAGGGGGGAUGCUGGAGUGCGCGAUAUGCCUUUUGGCGAGGGUGGGGACUGGGCACCCGGCCAGGGCGGCAGGCGUGGUCGCUCGGAUCUUUCCCUUAGUGCGGCCUUGCGCGACGGGAGGUGGGUGGAUGACGCAGAGUGGGAGCGUCAGCAUAUCGUUCGGCUGAACGCAGCUUUGUUCAGCGUUCUUGGCGUGGGCUCUUUCCGUGUUGUACGGGGAAAGCGAGGCUUCGACGAGGAGGAGGGGUCGAGAGCCGCCUGAGUAAAGUGGUACAAUGUGAAGCCGAAUUUGAAUGCAGAAGCGGCAUAAGA
This is a messenger RNA of Trametes versicolor FP-101664 SS1, 1851 nucleotides long. Its product is annotated as L domain-like protein. The transcript has 9 exons. Bases 47 to 1216 code for a protein of 389 amino acids. NCBI's taxonomy places the organism in Eukaryota, Fungi, Basidiomycota, Agaricomycetes, Polyporales, Polyporaceae. Gene Ontology annotation, molecular function: protein binding. The record is from RefSeq and is a predicted model, not a curated record.